GUGAGUACAGUCUCGAAACUCUACGCUUCUCUGGCCCGCCGUCCCGGCUUCUUUCUUCCUUGCUACUUACUGCCCAGUCAUCUCUCGAUUCCGCCGGAACAUCGUCUCGCCAUGGGAUUAGCGUCUUCCUCGAUAGCCUUUGCCCUCCUGGCUACCGCGACCGUUUCGGCGUGGGAUCACCUCGCGGCUCGCCCCAUCCUGGCCCCUGGCUACGACUUGUCAAAGAUGGAAAAUGUCAGGCCGUCUUCUGACGUUGUCCUUGGUUACGACGUGGGCUUCGGCAGCGACCCUGGCGCCAGCGUCACCGUUGCUAUACAUGUCAACCGUCCCGCCGUGUUGCUGGAGGCCGUAGGGGUGGUGCGUGACGUCGAUUGCACGUCUGACGGUGUGACCGUGUCCUUCAGCAACAAAGACACAUUCCUCCAUGCCAUGCUGCAUUGGCCCCAAGAUGCAGGUUUAUAUCUGAUCACAAACCAUGCCAGUAACUGCGAUACCGGCAGUGACAGGGGCGCCCACUACGUCUCUGGCCUCAGUUGGGAUCUCGGUUCCAUGACGGUAAGGGCACAGACGGAGAGGAGAGACCUCAAAGAAAUUGCAUCUACCCUGAGGAUCCUUAUCUCGCAGGAGGAUAAUAACGCCCCGAAGCCCGACCAGGACGUCACGAUCAACCUGCCCCAGAUCAAUGCCGCAUCCAACUUCUCGAUUCCCGGAGAGAUGGUGAUAUUUUCUAGCCCGCCCAAUUUCACCGCUUCGGUGAACGGCGGACGUCUCAGCAAUACUAUCGCUAUCCAAGGCCACUUGGAGUAUGACGUCGAGAAGCAAAAGUUGGUGACUGCGUGGUUCAACAUGGAUGCGUCUCUCUUCAUUGACUUGGGCCUUACCUUCCGAUUCAAGGGUGCCCAAAAAAGUUGCGGCGUAGUUUUCUACCCUGGAUCCUUCUCGCCUAGUCGGAUCUACAUCCCCGGCAUCCUUAACCUCCAGCCAACGCUCCACUGGUCGAUAGGCGCCGACAUUGGUUCGGAUGGACCCUUGGCGCACCAAGACAACCUUACGGCAAAUAUAGGUAACGGCCAUGUACAUCUGGACUUCGUAAACGACAACGAAACAAAAUUCACCGGGUGGACGCCGGAUUUCUCUACCUCCUACUCUACAGAGGGGGUGGGCACAGCCCAUUUCUCUCCCUCAAUUGACUUUACCGCCGAACUCGCCGUUAACGUGAUGGAAGGUACUUACUCUUCGACCGGUGGAUUCACCACGAACUCGCAGCUGUUAAACCAGAUAAGCCCAGCGGCGAAGCGUGAACAGCAACAGGGAAUCCAGAAACUCAGGAGAACUUGGAGAAUCCGAAAAGGGCAGCAGAACAUGCACUUGCCGCGAAACUCCACCUGCCACGGCGGGUAUGAACUCACCUCCUCUUUCAACCUCAGCCUCGUCGCAUAUGUGGUGGACGAAUGGGAGGAGACGCAGUAUUCGAUCAACUUCCCCAUCGCCGACCAGUGUUACUAUCCUUGAUGCCAAUAGCUAGGCGAUCGAGCCUCGGGAGCUGAAGGACCUGGGCAAAGACCGGAACAACACGCACACACUUUAACCGUGCUAUAGCUUACUGUAUUAGGCUGAUAUGGGGAACGAAUUAGGCCAGUUAGCAACGACGAGAGCUGAGAUAUGGUUAUGAGCGGAGGGUUUGGGGAUCUGGUAGAGAUCGUGCCCCUAAGAACGACCUUAGGUAAUGAAAGUAGGCGAGAUUUCAAGGCUUAGAGAGAGGGUACCGUGUAGCGUAACCAAUCAAGUACAUCGUCAUCACGUGCGCGGAAAACAGGUGGGGACAUUAUGAAAGUUAUGUAA
Molecule: messenger RNA, 1842 nt
Organism: Durotheca rogersii
Lineage: Eukaryota; Fungi; Ascomycota; Sordariomycetes; Xylariales; Xylariaceae
Exons: 2
Coding region: 112-1512 (466 amino acids)
Source: RefSeq, a predicted model, not a curated record